Zingiber officinale is the source of this 1148-nucleotide messenger RNA. Its product is annotated as general transcription factor IIF subunit 2-like. NCBI's taxonomy places the organism in Eukaryota, Viridiplantae, Streptophyta, Magnoliopsida, Zingiberales, Zingiberaceae. The coding region runs from base 142 to 915 and encodes 257 amino acids. Gene Ontology annotation, cellular component: transcription factor TFIIF complex. The record is from RefSeq and is a predicted model, not a curated record. Gene Ontology annotation, biological process: transcription by RNA polymerase II; transcription initiation at RNA polymerase II promoter. The transcript has 7 exons.
ACUUAAACUGGUGCUCUACUCAGACUGAGUGAAAGCGGUGGCAGGUGGAAUAAGGAUAUUAUUGGAAGGAUAUUUGCCCCGAAUCGAGGCGUUCUCAUUUCAACCUCAUCGCAGCCACCACCGGACAGUGGCGACAGAUCGAUGGAGGACGGCAGGAUCCCGCUGGAGACUGCGAGGGCGGAGCGAUCGGUGUGGCUGAUGAAGUGCCCACCAGUCGUGUCGAGGUCGUGGCAAUCGUCCGCCGCCGGAUCCUCCACCUCCCCCAACCCCGUCGUUGCUAAAGUUGUCCUCUCCCUAGACCCCCUCCAUCCCGACGAUCCCUCCUCACUCCAGUUUAAAAUGGAAAUGGCUCAAACUGAUUCUGCUAAUACACCCAAGAGUUACACGCUGAACAUGUUCAAAGAUUUUGUUCCAAUGUGUGUUUUUUCUGAAUCAAACCAAGGAAAGUUCUCACUAGAGGGAAAGGUAGAGCACAAAUUUGACAUGGAACCUCACAGUGAAAAUUUUGGGGAUUAUGGUAAAUUAUGUCGUGAAAGGACGAACAAAGCUAUGGUCAAAACUAGACAAGUCCAGGUAAUUGACAAUGAUCAUGGUGUGCUAAUGAGGCCAAUGCCUGGUAUGGUUGGUCUAGUUCCAUCUGGUUCGAAGGACAAGAAAAAACUAACCCCGUCCAAAGGAUUGGAUGCAAAACGGAUACGCAGGGAUAAACAAGAAUUGGUGAACAUUCUCUUUAAACUUUUUGAAAAGCAACCAAAUUGGGCACUGAAGCAACUGGUUCAAGAGACUGACCAACCUGAGCAAUUCCUGAAAGAGAUAUUAAAUGAGAUUUGUGUCUACAACAAGAGAGGACCUAAUCAAGGAACUCAUGAACUCAAAAUGGAAUACAAGAAUUUCGAGGGAGCCGACAAUGAAUGAUGUUCCAGCAGGCGUGCAGCAUUGCUCAGGAGCACAGUGGAUUCCUACUCCAGUUGCGCUUGUGUGGCAAGGUCUUCAGGUUACUGCCUAGAUAUCGGAUGCUUUUACAAUAAACUUAGUCAUGGCUUGUAUUCGUCGAAUAUUAUUAUACAUUUUUGCUAAAAAUAUAUACUGUGGCAUUCACGUGUUGUUUGCUUGCUUGGUUUAGUUCCAUUACGGUCAUUAUUUUCUUC